AUGGCUGGUGUUGACCACGCCUAUCAGUACUCUGUGGAAGUGAAGAGCAGGUUCUCACUGUUCCUGGACGACACUCUAAAUAGUGAAGACCCGGAUAUCCUGCUAUCCAAGUUGCAGAGUAAACGAAGUGAAAAGACUAAAAAGGAUAAGCCUCAUGUGCAACAACAACAUGUGGCACCUGCAAAGGUCGACACGACAACUAAGAGUGAGGUGAAGGUUGAGACUGCAGCUCCGAAAGUUGGUUCUCGAGUGUCGAAAACCACCAACGUCACAGAGCCGCCACCAGUGCCACCUGAAGACGUACAAAUCGCAUCCGCAAAGGGGACAGAUGAGUCAAUUAGUGCCUUUGUGCGUGGUCGUGGUUCAGGUAGAGGAACACCUCGAGGGAUGCGUGUAGGCAGAGGACAAGGGCCUCGAAUGGCUCCGACAGAAACACCUCAGGAUUCAGUGAAUGAUUUGAAUACUACCAGAGGGCCAAGUUUCGAGCCUAGAGGACGUGGGAGAGGCAGGGGAAGAGCAAUGUUUGGUCGAGGUCGUGGGAUGCCAUUCAAUUCAAACCGAGACUUCGACAAUCAGGAUGGUCCAGAUCGUCAGGGUCCAAGACAAUAUGGUCGAAGAGAUGGAAAUUGGAAUGCUCAGGAUGAUGAUGGUCAAACAAUGCCUGAGAGUGGUGACUCAGAGCAAGUUGUGCGUUGCUCAGACGGUCGUAACGAGGUCGAGGACCAGUCAGAGCAUGCCACGGCGGAGAAUGAGGAGGGUGUGGUUGUCAACACAGAAACCCCAGUUGAGGAAGAACCGAAAAGCUACACAUUGGAAGAAUACAAGGCCAUGCGCCAGUCUUCCAAACCAGCCGUCUUACUGAACAACAAAGGUCUACGCAAAGCUAAUGAUGGCAAAGAUGUGUUUGCAAACAUGGUGGCUCACAGAAAAAUACAGGAGGUCCAUGAGGAUACCUACGAGGUGGAGGAGAAGGAAAACGAGCCUGAGUAUAAAUAUUGUUGAAUAAAUACGUUCAACAUCACCAUCUAAUCAUUGGCAUUAUGGUUAAAAUUUAUCUAACACUUGUGUUUUGUACAAAUUUCAGAAACUGAUUAAUUUGAAACUUCAUAGGUAAUUUUGUUGUUCUGAAGUUUUCUACUCGAUAGUUAUAUUGGAGUUGUCGUAGACAAAAUCAUAAUUUCAGUAGAGGUGUUUCUUAUUUGUCCUCAAUAUUUUCCGUUAGCAUUAUAGUUUUACGGAAAGUUUUCUAAUAAGCUCAACAUUAUAGGGUAAACCGUGUUAACUAUUAGGAUUGCUGUUAUGUAGUUUCUAUGCCGUCCUAGUCCUAUGAACUACUUUUUUAGCCUACAGAAGAGUAUCCAAUGAAAGCAUGUCUCUGAAUAGGGAUCUUACUUUUGCAUAUUAUUGUGUGUCGUCUGAAUAAUUUAUAUGGUAUACUUUGUGAUGGUAUGAUUUGCGGCCGUAUAAGUUAUCCAAUUACUCAAAAUAAGAUAUAAAGGUUAUUUUGAUUCAUUCAGCAUUCUACUUACUGAAAGAUAUUUGCAGUAUGUCAAACG
Schistosoma margrebowiei is the source of this 1556-nucleotide messenger RNA. The record is from the annotation of a GenBank genome assembly. NCBI's taxonomy places the organism in Eukaryota, Metazoa, Platyhelminthes, Trematoda, Strigeidida, Schistosomatidae.